This is a messenger RNA of Ostrinia furnacalis (Asian corn borer), 1822 nucleotides long. RefSeq names its product protein KBP homolog. Bases 61 to 1728 code for a protein of 555 amino acids. The transcript has a single exon. The record is from RefSeq and is a predicted model, not a curated record. Lineage: Eukaryota; Metazoa; Arthropoda; Insecta; Lepidoptera; Crambidae.
UCUAUUUGGUAGUUCGGCGUCAACUAAUUAUAUGAAAAAAUUAAAAGUGUUAUAAAUAUAAUGGAAACAUUAAAUCGCAUUACUAGCACAUUUGAAAACGUAAGAACUGCAAUCAAAAACAAGAAUUCGUCGGAACGUCUGCAGAGUCUCAAAAGAGACAUUCAAACCUUGUCAACGGAGCUGGUGGUGCUCGGCAAAGAGAACCAUGACCAGUACAUCAGGUCCCUCGCCAUGGAGGGCUACCUCUCCCUGUUAUCCGCCAAGGCUAUGCCUAUAUCUCUAAUUGAAAAACGAAACAUCCUCCAAGUAGCAUACGAUAAAAUAAAACCCUAUGCACUCAGAGACGAGUGCCUCUUCAUUCUGCUGAGAAUACAAAACCUUCUGUGCUAUUACCUCAUCCAGUUAGACCAGAUCAACCUCGCUCGUGAGAUACUCGAAGGCAUGGAAGAAUUGUACGACAAGAUAAGCCAGUCACAGCCCGACAAAUUCCUGGAUGCUGAGGACUUAUUCACGUCAGAACCCCUGAGUAAUAUAAAGAGAGUCAACCCGGAGAAAAUCGACAAGGUCAUCACUAACAACGUGCAGAUGCAAGCCUUUCUGUACAACAAGUUAAACAUACCUCAGAAAUAUACACUAUACAACCACACGGCAUUGAGGAGGCAAUUGGAAAUGAAAGAAGGAACGCCACAGGACUGGGCGCUGAGGACCGCCAGGCUAGGCAACUACUUCACCUACCUGAACCAGCUCGGCAACGCUCGUCACCACCUCUGUGCUGCUUACCACGUGCUGAGAACAUGUCACGACAAUUGCAAGCUGAUGCCCGAGGAAUUCGUGCUGCAGAAAGCAGACUUCGAAGUGCACUUCUUGGAACUAAGCCACCACUGGGUUAAGUAUGGACUGACCCUGUUUAAACUGUCUAAGAAAAAGAUUUUGAACCGUUACUUCUCGCAGCCCACCUCGAGAGCAGACUUGUGGAAGACUGUUGACCUUCUUGAAGAGCACGUGGAGAAUGUUGAGAAAUUCGAAGAGGAGAAUAUAAAGGACCUGGGCGCGGAGAAGACAGGGAAAGGCGAUGGCAACCAACAAGCGGAGAAGUUGUUUACUUUUCCUUCAUUGAAUUUGAAGGAUAUGGAGACUAGAGUGCCGUUGGAUAUGGUCUGCAACGUGGAAGAGGCCAGGAAGCUGUUUUCGUUUACCCAUAAGUGGCUGAUGAGGGCCAAGCAUUACUACGAUUUUGAGCACCACUCAGCGCAGUACAUUUCUUGUUCAUUGCAGCUGGCCGAGUUAUAUGAGCACCUGGCAUUUUUCGAGAGGAACAUCGACAACCAGUACAGCAUUCAGAAGAGGAGAGCGGACGUUCUGGAGACGCUGAACUCUUUGCUGAAGACGUGUGACAACGUUAUGUCGGUUCAAAUCGACGUAAUCAGGGAGCUGUCUCAAGUGCAGCUGGAGUUGAUGGCGUUAAACCUCCAGAAACUUUGGCGUGAGGAGUCGCAGACGAAUAUCUUCAAUUUAGACACUGAUGCUGACUCGAUCAUCAACUCUUUGGAUUCGGAGUCGAAUAAGACGUUGACCGAGAAAACUUUGAACACCACAUGCAAGAACAUGUUUUUGAGGAAGAUGGAGGCUGCGACGUCUAUCAAUGGGAAGCUAUUCAGACUGAGCGGGCAGCUAGGGGCAGCAACCCCAUCGCAACUCAGUUUGGGAACCAGCCUGCUCAAGAAUUAAAAUUGAUGAAAUACAAAUAUUUGUUAAAGUUGUGGUAAUAAAUAAAUGUAAUAUUACUUCCUUGUUAAAAAUAUACUAGUAACGAUGACUGAAU